This is a messenger RNA of Neomonachus schauinslandi (Hawaiian monk seal), 3233 nucleotides long. RefSeq names its product Jun proto-oncogene, AP-1 transcription factor subunit (gene JUN). Gene Ontology annotation, biological process: regulation of cell population proliferation; regulation of transcription by RNA polymerase II; regulation of cell cycle. The coding region runs from base 969 to 1976 and encodes 335 amino acids. Gene Ontology annotation, molecular function: transcription factor binding; DNA-binding transcription factor activity, RNA polymerase II-specific; RNA polymerase II cis-regulatory region sequence-specific DNA binding. Gene Ontology annotation, cellular component: transcription regulator complex. The record is from RefSeq and is a predicted model, not a curated record. The transcript has a single exon. NCBI's taxonomy places the organism in Eukaryota, Metazoa, Chordata, Mammalia, Carnivora, Phocidae.
AGGGCUCAGAGUUGCACUGAGUGUGGCUGAAGCAGCGAGGCAGGAGUGGAGGUGCGCGGAUUCAGGGAGACAGACAGACACAGGCAGGCAAGACGGCAGUGGAGUCCGAGCUGCAAAUCUUAUUUUCUCUUCCAUUUUCUCACCAACUGCCCAGAGCUAGCGCCUGUGGCUCCCGGGCUGGUGUUUGGGGGAGCGUCCGGAGAACCCCUUCUCCAGCCGCCCCCAGCAGGAGAGCCCCGCUGCCCGGGAGCUGCUGACAGCGCGGAGAGCGGCGACAGUCCGUCCGGGGAAGUCCGGAGAGCGGCUGCAGCGGCUAAGAACUUUCCUGGCCAGGAGGACAGGGGACAAGUGGCCCGGGUCCCGGAGCGAACUUUUGCAAAGCUUUGCUGCGCCUGAAGCUGUGGCGGCGGCGGCGAAGACAAGAAGGCGGCGGAGAGAGGAGACCGAGGAGGGACGUGCGCUCAGCUUCUCUCGCACGGGUUGCUGAACUUGGGCGAGCGCGAGCCGCGGCUGCCCGGCGCCCCCUCCCCCUCGCAGCGGAGGAGGGGACAGUCGUCGGAGUCGGGGCGGCGGACAACCGCCGCCGGCCGGCCACAGCGGGAUCGGCGCUGACUGCCGCCGCCGGGAAGGCCGCUGUCGCCGGGAAGCGUGUUCGUCCGCGGGCUCCCAGGAACCGCUGCGCGGGAGAGCGCUCCGUGAGUGACCGCGACUUUUCAAAACCGGGCAGCGCGCGCAAGCUGACAAGUAAGAGUGCGGGCGGCACCUGAAACCCUGAGCGCCGGGGGAGCGAGCUGGUGAGCGGGGCGCCGGGGGGAGGACAGCCGGCGGGUGCGCGCGCCCCUCGAGAAACUUUCCCUGCCCAGGGCCCCGGGAGGCGCGGGUGUCCCCCGCUCGCCAGCGCGCUGUUGCGGCCCCGAAACUUCUGCGCGCAGCCCAAACUAACCCCACGUGAAGUGACGGACUGUUCUAUGACUGCAAAGAUGGAAACGACCUUCUACGACGAUGCCCUCAACGCCUCGUUCCUCCAGUCCGAGAGCGGCGCCUACGGCUACAGUAACCCCAAGAUCCUGAAACAGAGCAUGACCCUGAACCUGGCCGACCCGGUGGGCAGCCUGAAGCCGCACCUCCGGGCCAAGAACUCGGACCUCCUCACCUCGCCCGACGUGGGGCUGCUCAAGCUGGCCUCGCCCGAGCUGGAGCGCCUGAUAAUCCAGUCCAGCAACGGGCACAUCACCACCACGCCGACCCCGACGCAGUUCCUGUGCCCCAAGAACGUGACAGACGAGCAGGAGGGCUUCGCCGAGGGUUUCGUGCGCGCCCUGGCCGAACUGCACAGCCAGAACACGCUGCCCAGCGUCACGUCGGCGGCGCAGCCGGUCAGCGGGGCGGGCAUGGUGGCUCCGGCCGUAGCUUCCGCGGCGGGCGGCAGCGGCGGCGGCGGCUUCAGCGCCAGCCUGCACAGCGAGCCGCCGGUCUACGCCAACCUCAGCAACUUCAACCCGGGCGCGCUGAGCAGCGGCGGCGGGGCGCCCUCGUACGGCGCGGCCGGCCUGGCCUUUCCCGCGCAGCCCCAGCAGCCGCAGCAGCAGCCCCCGCAGCCGCCGCACCACCUGCCCCAGCAGCUCCCCGUGCAGCACCCGCGGCUGCAGGCCUUGAAGGAGGAGCCGCAGACGGUGCCCGAGAUGCCCGGGGAAACGCCGCCCCUGUCCCCCAUCGACAUGGAGUCGCAGGAGAGGAUCAAGGCCGAGAGGAAGCGCAUGAGGAACCGCAUAGCUGCCUCCAAGUGCCGGAAAAGGAAGCUGGAGAGGAUCGCCCGGCUGGAGGAAAAAGUGAAAACCUUGAAAGCGCAGAACUCGGAGCUGGCGUCCACGGCCAACAUGCUCAGGGAACAGGUGGCACAGCUUAAACAGAAAGUCAUGAACCACGUUAACAGUGGGUGCCAACUCAUGCUAACGCAGCAGUUGCAAACGUUUUGAGGAGAGACUGUCGGGGGCUGAGGGGCAGCAGAGAAAAAAAAAAUCACACAGAGAGACAGACUUGAGAACUUGACAAGUUGCGAGAGAGAGAGAGAGAGAGAGAGAAAAGAAGUGUCCAAGGACUAAAGCCAAGGGUAUCCAAGUUGGACUGGGCGGCGUCCUGACGGCGCCCCCAGUGUGCACGAGUGGGAAGGACUUGGCGCGCCCUCCCUUGGCAUCGGGCCAGGGAGCGGCUGCCUGCGGGCUGCCCCGCUUUGCGGACGGGCUGUCCCCGCGCGAACAGAACGUUAGACUUUUCUUUAACAUUGACCAAGAACUGCAUGGACCUAACAUUCGAUCUCAUUCAGUAUUAAAGGGGGGAGGGGGAGGGGUUACAAACUGCAAUAGAGACUGUAGAUUGCUUCUGUAGUACUCCUUAAGAACACAAAGGGGGGGGGUUGGGGGAGGGGAGGCGGGAGGGAGGUUUGUGAGAGCGAGGCUGAGCCUGCAGAUGAACUCUUUCUGGCCUGCCUUCCUUAACUGUGUAUGUACAUAUAUAUAUUUUUUAAUUUGAUGAAAGCUGAUUACUGUCAAUAAACAGCUUCAUGCCUUUGUAAGUUAUUUCAUGUUUGUUUGUUUGGGUGUCCUGCCCAGUGUUGUUUGUAAAUAAGAGAUUUGGAGCACUCUGAGUUUACCAUUUGUAAUAAAGUAUAUAAUUUUUUUAUGUUUUGUUCCUGAAAAUUCCAGAAAGGAUAUUUAAGAAAAUACAAUAAAAUAUUGGAAAAAUACCCCUCCCACAACCUCUUUUCUGCAUUAUCUAUGAAUUACCUAUUUAGGUGAAGUUGAAAGAGUGAAGAGUCAACUAAAAUCACUCUCAGUGCUUCUUACUAUCAAGCAAAACUACUCUUUACUGGACUGAGAAUAACUGUAGCUGAUGCUCUUGUCAACUUAAUCCUCUUUCCUCCCCCAACAAUCUAUAUAGAGUUGCAUACAAAGGAUAGUGUGGCCCUUCAGAAGGCUGAGGGAAGGGAGGCUGUGGUGGAGAGGGACAGACAGUGCCCUGAAAACUCAAACUAAUAUUUAAAGUCUGGAUUAUACCAAGUGGCAUGUGCUGUGACCAUUUAUGAUGUUAGGAGAAAUUUAAGAGUAGUUGCUUAUUCUCAAAUCAGGAAUGGUGGCAGAUUUUUACAAAAGAUGUAUCCUUCCAAUUUGGAAUCUUUAACAAUCCCUAGAUAAAAAAGAUGGUCUUUGCUUAUGAAUACUUAUAACAGCAUUCUU